Messenger RNA from Fundulus heteroclitus (mummichog), 2000 nucleotides. Its product is annotated as histamine H3 receptor-like. Gene Ontology annotation, cellular component: membrane. The record is from RefSeq and is a predicted model, not a curated record. The transcript has a single exon. Gene Ontology annotation, biological process: adenylate cyclase-activating adrenergic receptor signaling pathway. NCBI's taxonomy places the organism in Eukaryota, Metazoa, Chordata, Actinopteri, Cyprinodontiformes, Fundulidae. Gene Ontology annotation, molecular function: histamine receptor activity. The annotation marks the transcript as partial.
GUAAGUUAUCGAGCCAGACAGAGCAGGACUCAUCUGGCCAUAGUCAAGAUAAUUGCAGUCUGGGUGCUGGCCUUUGUCCUGUAUGGGCCAGCCAUCAUAUUCUGGGAGCUGGUGGUCGGCAGAAGUCGCGUGCCAAAGGAUGAGUGUUUUGCUGAGUUCCAUUACUCUUGGUUUUUUUUGCUAAUUGCCUCUAUGCUGGAGUUUUUCUUGCCUUUAUUCUUAGUGGCUUUCUUUAACCUCAGCAUUUACCUCAGUUUACGCAGAAGGUGGCACCUCCAUAGGGAGGCACAGCUUCAGCAACGGCUUCAGGCAAGUGAGCCUGCCUCUGCCCAGGGGGAAAGCAUCCCUCUGUCCCACAACUGGAGAAUUCGGAAAAAACUGCCCGGAAGACGGCCCAUCCAUUCUCAGACCUCCUCCCCAUGUUUGGGUGAGCCGGAUCCCUACAGCAGCAGGGCUGCUCAGCCUAUCCGUCUGUCCAGGGAUAAGAAAAUUGCUAAGUCCCUUGCAAUCAUAGUAUGUGUGUUUGUCAUCUGCUGGGCACCAUACACCCUCCUGAUGAUCAUCCGUGCUGCCUGCAAAGAGCGAUGCAUCCAACAUCACUGGUAUGAGGUUACCUUCUGGCUCCUGUGGCUUAAUUCGGCUAUUAACCCAUUCCUAUACCCUCUGUGCCACAGUAGCUUCCGCAGGGCCUUCAGCAAGGUUCUCUGCUCAAAGAGGAACACAACUCCGCCUUCAUCGGUGCCAAUGACACGCAGAAACCCAUGAGAAUAAAUGCAGAAUAAACAAAUGUGUCCAACUGUUGGUGACAAGGUUCAUAGUUUGUCUAAAACUGUUUUUUGUUGUUGUUGUUUUGUGUGUGAAUUGAAUUCUGCACCGCAGCAUAUAUUUUCUUCUAUCAUUUAUUCAACAGAAAUUAAAUGCUUUUCCAUGUGGAUAUUUACAACAAUAACAUCAUUAUUUAUUUACCAGAAAGAGAUGGACAGCUUAAUUAGUUAUUUGUCAGUUGUACAAAACAAAGGACAUCUUUCUUGUGAUAUAUUGAAAAAAACAUAUACAAUGGAGUUAUAAAAUAUGUUAAUUUAUUCACUGUUUGUGUCAGUGUCUGUAUUAGCAGAAUGUGCCAUUUACAGUGUAUCCUUCUUACAAUUGUAUUUUUCAGUGUUUAAGGUGUUUCCCCCUUGCCUAAACCGGAUGAUAACAGGCCAACAUCCCCCUCCGCUGUUAAUGAGGAAUGGAAACAAUGCAGUGCCCUUUUCAUAUGUUGUUACUCUACAACUACAGGCAUAAAUACUGUCAAGUUGCCGCAGAAUCAGUGGUGUGGUGAGCUCGUCCAUAUUCAAUGUUAUUCACAAAUUAAUAUACAAUGUGGACAUUAAAAAUACUAAGAAAAACAGAUAACAUAAAAGCACUGUAAAUGUACAAUUGGAUUGUGUUCUCUUUAUUAAAGGCUCAAGCAUUUAUGUACCGAAUGAGGAAAAUAAAGUAAGAAUUAUUGCUUACGACGAGCCAAGUAGAGGCUGACACUGGGCAGAUGAAAACGACGGGUGGAUCCGCUUUGGCUUCAUUAGAGCAGUGAAAACUGUGGUGUAUCAUCUUCUGAGCGCAGCGAUCAAAAAAUACAUGCAUGAUAAGUGCUACGGAUGUAACAAUGACCGUCCUAGUUUGAGAGACAAUGUUUCAUCAAUUCCUUUCAACAGUUUCUAAACGCUCACAACAUCUAUCAAGACAAUAGCAUAGUCAACGCUGUACGAAUUGACGCUAUCCAAGUAGUUACUUUAUUCAAUCGAUGAGGGGUAUGAUCAGCUGGUUCAAGAAAACCAUGAAAUAAAAGAUCAACUUGAAGCCAUCACGCAGUACUGCCAGGGGUCUUGAAACCAAUACAUGCAUGUUUUCCCUUGUCUUUCUUUAAUAUAUAUUACAUGAGUGUUUUCUACAAUUAGUUAGUGAUAUAUUAAAUUAGUUAGUGACAUCGUAUUAAAAGAACGUCUUUCUUCAUAUUA